Messenger RNA from Sesamum indicum (sesame), 1348 nucleotides. The record is from RefSeq and is a predicted model, not a curated record. NCBI's taxonomy places the organism in Eukaryota, Viridiplantae, Streptophyta, Magnoliopsida, Lamiales, Pedaliaceae.
GUCGUAGCCCUGAGCAGCCGGUUUAGUGAUUUCAUCGCUUCUGAACCGUUCAUUUGCUCGGCCAUUUUCGCCACACGCUUCACUCUCUCUCACCUUCUCUCGUUCUCAGACACGCGAACACUCAUUUUUCAGUAAUUUCUCUUCUUCUGCUCACACUCUUCUGUACUGCGUGAUUUGAAAGGCGAAUAAUAUGAAAUCAGGAUUUGGAAAGGUCAACAGAUUUGUCGCGCAAUUCGCUCGCAGAAGUGUUGGAAAUGACUCUUCCAUAGCAGCCUCCGAUUACAAGGCUGUGCCAGCACUUCUUCCAAAGCAUGGUCAAGAUGAAUUUGGUUCUGCUUGUUCGAAGUUCUCCAAAAUAUUUGCACUCUUUGGUGCAGGAGCUUCAGGGCUCCUGAGUUGUGCAACAGUUGCCUAUGCUUCUGAUGAGGCUGAGCAUGGAUUGGAGUGUCCUAGCUAUCCAUGGCCUCACAAUGGCAUCCUUAGUUCAUAUGACCAUGCUUCGAUUCGUCGUGGUCACCAGGUUUAUCAGCAAGUUUGUGCAUCUUGCCACUCAAUGUCACUUAUCUCUUAUCGUGAUCUUGUUGGUGUGGCAUACACUGAAGAAGAAACUAAAGCUAUGGCAGCAGAGAUUGAAGUGGUUGAUGGACCAAAUGAUGAGGGCGAGAUGUUUACUCGCCCAGGGAAGCUGAGUGAUCGUUUUCCUCAGCCUUAUGCUAAUGAGCAAGCAGCAAGAUUUGCAAAUGGAGGAGCCUAUCCGCCUGAUUUAAGUCUUAUCACCAAGGCCCGCCAUAAUGGUCAGAACUAUGUAUUUGCUCUUCUAACUGGGUACCGUGAUCCUCCUGCUGGCGUUGCGAUUCGAGAAGGGCUGCACUAUAAUCCUUACUUCCCUGGUGGAGCUAUAGCCAUGCCUAAAAUGCUUAAUGAUGGUGCUGUUGAGUAUGAAGAUGGUACCCCUGCAACCGAAGCACAAAUGGGAAAAGAUAUGGGUUUCAAAUGGAUUUUUGUACUGUCACUCGCACUUCUCCAGGCCGGGUAUUACAGACGCUUGAAAUGGUCAGUUUUCAAGUCCAGAAAGUUGGUUCUUGACGUAGUCAACUGAAACUUGAAGUUUUCUUACACCAUGGAGUUGAUACGAGAAGUAUUGUUUUACUUAAUUGGCUUGUACUUAAUAAAAAAUUUAACCACCUUAUAACUAAUGUAUGAUGCAAAUUUCUGUAAGGAGUCCAACUAGUAUUUCUUCCAAGGAAAGAUUAGUCGUGUCAUCAUGAGAGUUAUGUAUUAUGCACUUGUGUCCUGAUAAAGUUGCAACUUCGUAAUUUUAUGUUCCAAAUGUUCUGAAUUUAGCUUG